This is a messenger RNA of Cyphellophora europaea CBS 101466, 1443 nucleotides long. RefSeq lists its product as uncharacterized. The transcript has a single exon. NCBI's taxonomy places the organism in Eukaryota, Fungi, Ascomycota, Eurotiomycetes, Chaetothyriales, Cyphellophoraceae. The record is from RefSeq and is a predicted model, not a curated record. Bases 1 to 1443 code for a protein of 480 amino acids.
AUGGCCUACCAGCCACCAACUUCACCCCCAACACAACACUUUGAUGCAUUCUCACCUGUAUCUCCUCACGCCAGUAUGAGCUCGGACGGCCGAAGAAGUACCCAUACUACGCCCAAGCGUCGACGCCUCGCUCCCACCGAGCAGUUCAACUUCGACAAUGCCACUCCUUUCGCGGUCCCCGAUGACGGCUUCGACGCAUGGUCACCAAUAGAAGAAUAUCGCGAGUACCGACACCGCCAGCCCCACCAACCCCCUCCCUUACCUGAACUGUACUGGGACAUGCUCGAGUCGCCUUGGGCCGACUUUCCCGAGCACCUUCCGCCUUUCGUCCCUGCUCAGCCACCUCUCGAUCAGCAACCUCGAGGAACGACCGAUCGCAUAGCUUUUCCUCCUCGGCCGAGCAUUGCUCAACUCUCCCAGUCUAUUCAGCCGUACUACCAUCGUGCUUACUAUCAUCGAUCUGCCCCCAGCCGUCCGAACGCCGAACCACAUUUCUCCAUGGCUGGCACAAGUAAUCUCACUGCUCUUCAACUGCCGGUCAUACCUUCCUCGCAACCUCUUCGCAAAGGAGCAAUUAUUCUCACCCUGAGCAGAGCCACCCAAGAAAGCAUUGAACAACUGGCUGAACACAAGCGCGAAUGCCCUGCCUGCCAGUUGGACUUCGAGCCGGAUAACUUCCUUGCAGUUAUUGGCUGCUGUGAUACAGCUAUGCACGCUGUAUGCUUCUCUGCGUGGAUCAACAGCAACAAUGGUCCCGGUGGCUCACGUACCAAGACCUGCAUGAAGUGCCGGAAGAACAUCGAAGCCCUGGAUAAGAUGAACACUAUGCUUCCCCCAGUCGAUGGCAAAUCUUGGGACGAAGGUCAAGAUUUCAAUGCUCCGCAACAUCUCGGUGCGGACACUCCUUACAAAAUUGACAUCAGUCCUCUGCCACACCCGGUUGCUCGUCGCCAUCGCCGCCGUGAGAUCCAUGCCCAUCGCGCCCGACCUUUGAUGGUCCCUGAGAGCGACAUUCCAGAGGAGUCCAGGGAGGAGUUCCGAGGUCUCCAACGUCAGCAGAUGAGAGAACGUGAUCAGCUCUCUGCCCGCGUCAAGUCUACUCAGAGCUCUUGGUCGAUGGCCUUCGACAUUGAAGCUCGUGCCGCCGCCACCGCCACUAACGCCAAGGAAGCGCUCGAUGCUGGCGGACGCAUCACUCAGCGUGAGGUCGAAGGUUUGGUUAGACGUCACCGAGAGGCCAAAGAUGUCCAGGAGGAGUCUCACGAGAUCUGGCGAGAGGCCGAGGAAGAGCUCAAACAACUUGAUUCACGUCAUCGUCAAGCGCAGAUCGAGCUUCUGCAGCGCGCACGAGCACAACGUCAGCAAGUCCAGGCAAGUAUGGAGUCUGGAGAACGAUCAACUUUGACAUCAGCGGCAGCGACUGAGGGUCAGGACGUGCAGUGA